UUAGCAUGGAGCUUUAAUAUAGAUUACCUGGAUUAGAAACUGGCAAACAGAGAUAGUGUUUAUUGUUUCCUUCAUGUAUUUGUGUGCAUAUGUGUGUGUAUGUAUGUGCAUGUGCAUGUGUGUGUGUGUCAACAUGUGUAUGUGCUUUCACACAACGUCUUACAGAUGUACUCCAUACGAAGCCUCCCCACCAUAGGCUACAGGGAGCAGAAAGAGGAGGACGGGGUAGAGGACAUGACACAGCUGGAGGAGCUACAUGAAGGGGCUGUGCUGCUGAACCUGAUGAUGAGAUUUGAUCGUGAGCUCAUAUACACAUACAUAGGCAGUAUCCUGGUGUCGGUGAACCCCUAUAAAAUGUACAAUAUCUACGGGACGGAUAUGGUGCUGCAGUACAAGGGCCAUGCCCUGGGAGAGAACCCUCCGCAUCUGUUUGCCAUAGUAAACGCUUCCUACACCAAAAUGAUGGAUGCCAAACACAACCAGGUCAUUAUAAUCAGUGGGGAGAGUGGCUCUGGGAAGACUGAGGCCACCAAACUGGUCCUGCGUUACCUCGCGGCAAUACACCAUCAAAACAACAUUACGCAACAGAUUCUGGAGGCAGCUCCUCUCCUGGAAUCUUUCGGAAAUGCCAAAACCGUGAGGAAUGAUAAUUCAAGUCGCUUUGGGAAAUACAUAGAGGUCUUUCUCGAAGAGGGUGUGAUCAGUGGUGCCAUAACCUCCCAGUAUCUACUGGAGAAGUCCCGUAUAGUCUUCCAGGCCAAAGAUGAGAGGAACUACCACAUCUUCUAUGAGAUGCUGGCCGGACUCCCCUCCCAGCAGAGACAGGCCUUCUACCUGCAGGAGGCUGAGACUUACUAUUACCUCAACCAGGGAGGGGAUUGUGGGAUAACAGGAAAGAACGAGGCGGAGGACUUCCUGCGUCUGAUGGCUGCCAUGGAGAUCCUCCACUUCACGCCCGAAGACAAGGACACAAUCUUCAGGCUCCUUUCCUGCAUCCUGCACCUGGGAAACGUCUUCUUCCAGAGAUACGAGACAGAUGGUCAGGAGGUGGCGUCAGUGGUGAGCGCUCAGGAGAUCAGAGUUGUGGCAGAGCUGCUGCAGGUGUCACCGGAAGGACUCCAGAAAUCCAUCACAUUUAAAGUCACCGAGACAAUGAGAGAAAAGAUCUAUACUCCUCUGAGUGUGGAGAGCGCUGUUGAUGCCAGAGAUGCUGUUGCCAAGAUACUGUACUCACUGCUCUUCCAUUGGCUGACCGAGAAAAUCAACGCCCAGGUGUACCCCCGCCAACACUCCCUCUCCAUCUCCAUCCUGGACAUCUACGGCUUUGAGGAUCUGGCCUUCAACAGCUUUGAGCAGCUUUGCAUCAAUUAUGCAAACGAGUACCUUCAGUUCUUCUUCAACAGGAUUGUGUUCAGGGAGGAACAGGAGGAGUACAGCAGGGAGCAGGUCCCCUGGCAGGACAUCCAGUUCAGCGACAACCAGCCCUGCAUCGACCUCAUCGCCGCAAAGCCUCAUGGGAUACUUCGUAUCCUGGACGACCAGAGCUGCUUCCCUCAGGCUACAGACCACACCUUUCUUCAGAAGUGUCAUUAUCACCAUGGCAACGACCCACAGUAUCUCAAGCCAAAGAUGCCCCACCCUGAGUUUACCAUCAAGCACUUUGCUGGCCGCGUCACCUAUCAGGUGCACAAGUUCCUGGACAAGAACUACGACCAGGUCCGUCAAGAUGUCCUGGACAUUUUCAUUCAGAGCAAGAACAAGAUGGUGUCCAGCCUCUUCCGGCGCCACUCGGAGGUGGCGGCGGAACAGAGGGGCGGCCAGGGCAGGAAGAGCAGCACGGUGACGCGGAGGUACCAGGCCUCCACUGUCAGCCACAAGUUCCAGACGUCCCUCCUGGAGCUCGUGGAGAAGAUGGAGAGGUGUGACCCGUUAUUUGUGCGCUGCAUCAAGCCAAACAACUUGAAGGAGCCCAGUGUGUUUGAGACCGAGCUGGUGAGCACUCAACUGCGGUACUCAGGGGUACUGGAGACCAUCCGGAUCCGCAAGGAGGGAUACCCUGUUAGAUUGCCCUUUGCUAUCUUCCUGUUCAGGUAUAAGUCCCUGGUGGCAUUGAAGGAUCCUCCACCCACAAGUGGAGAGAGCUGUGUGAUCAUGCUCAGUCAGCUGUGUCCCCUCACGGCAGGAUGCUUCCACGUCGGGGUCACUAAGCUGUUUCUGAAGGAGGACAUCUACCAGCUACUGGAGUGCAAGCUGGAGCGUGCACGUCAACUGGCCGCACUCACGCUGCAGCGCACCGCUCGCAUGUUCUUCGCCCGACGCCGCUUCGUGCAGUUCAGAAUGAGGAUCAUCGGCUUACAGGCACAGUGCCGCGGGAACCUCACCAGGAAGCACUACGUGAAGAGGAGAGCUGCUCUUGUUCGAUUCCGAACGAUCGUCCGUCUGUACGUCAACCGCAAGAGAUUCAUCAGGAUAAGGCUGGGGUCGCGCAGGAAGAGAGAUGCGGAGAGGAGGGAAAGAGACAAGGUGCUGUAUAGGAGAGAAGUUGUCAACGUCACACACCUGGUGAUCUCCGCUGACCUAGCAGCCCUGCUUCAUACUGUAGCAGUUGGCAGGGAGUUACAUUCAGACUGCCUGGCUCUGCUCCAAGCUCCCCACAUCCGAGAGGACACUCAGCUGACGCUGCCCCUGGACAUCAACAACUACCCCUUCUACCGCUACGUCCAGGCUUACUUCAGGGAGCCCAAGUUUGGGAUGCUCACGGACCCAUUGGAGGCCUCUCUGACCCGCGUGGAUGAGGACCUUAAAGAGGCCGCACUGGAACUCUUCACCUUGGUUCUGAGGUUCAUGGGUGACCCGCACCUGAACGGCGCCCAGGAGAACAUGUUCGGGAGCUACAUCCUCCAAAGGGGACUGUCGUCGCCCGGGUUACGGGACGAAAUCCUAGCCCAGCUGGCCAAUCAGGUGUGGCGCAACGUGAACGUGGAAAACGCAGAGAGGGGCUGGCUGCUGCUGCUGGGCUGUUUGUGUGCCUUCGCCCCCUCGCCCAAGAUGGAGAAGCACAUGUUAAAAUUUGUCUCUGACCACGCCCCCAUCGAAAGCCAGGCCCUGCUACAACACUGCCUCAUCCAAGCCAAUCAAAAGUCCCUUCUGAGCUCAGGCUCCCACCCAGAGACCGCCCGGACCUAUCCACUGUCUUUGCUAGAGUGGACGGCCAAUCGGAAGAAGGCCAGCAUGGUGCUGCAGGUGCACUGCUUUGAUGCUAUGUCCUUCCUUUGUCCAGUUAACUCGUGGACCAGUGGGGAGGAGCUAGCAGGGGUCAUCCUCCGCCACAGUGUGGACGGAAGGGACAUGGAGAGGGCGGCCAGCCUGACAGCCAGGAUGAAGGGAGGGGGAGGUGUGGGGGUCCCAGCAGACGAAGGAGUUGUGCCCCGGAGCCGACCCUAUCCCCCGGGAAUACACCCUGGAGGACCUGACCAGCACUUAGUGGCUCAGCAGCAGCAGGCCCUGAUAAACCAGCAGGCCAUCAUACUGGCCCAACAGAUGACCAUGCAGGCCAUGGCCCUCCAGCAGCAAAUGAUGUCCAACUAUACCCCGGUCCCCAGGUCCCCCCCGACACACUCUCCAGCACACUCCCGCACACCCAGCCCUGUCAAAGAGGGCAAAGACUCGCCGACAAAGACUCCGCAAAGAAAAAUCAGUCCGACGACGGCCCCCCCUUCGGAGGCAGUGGUGAAGGCCAGUGUGAACAACACGGAGCGCCUGGACCCCAGCCACGACAUCAAGGACAUCGUCAAACAGCACCAGCCCCCCGCCACCCCGGCCCCCACCCAGACACCUGGCUCACAGAGAAAAGGCGAUGGGAAGGCGUUUGAGAAGAAAUCAGACCCCCACGAUGAAGCAAUGGAGAUCCUCAAAGAUCAGAUGGCCAACCCACCAGCUCAAACACCAAAGAAACCGGCCCCGCCCAAAGAAGAGGGAGGAGCCAAAGCCAACAAAACAAUCAGACGCCGACCAAUGACCACGCCUUCCACCACCGGCCCCCCCCCUCCCACAGGUACCAUACUGUACAUAUUAUUGUGUGUCCGUGUGUGUGUGUGUGUCCGUGUGUGUGUGUGUGUGUGUGUGUGUGUGUGUGUGUGUGUGUGUGUGUGUGUGUGUGUGUGUGUGUGUGUGUGUGUGUGUGUGUGUGUGUGUGUGUGUGUGUGUCCAGUCUCUAGAAAGCUGCCCAUGGAGGAGGAGAUCAUUCAGACUCAGCUGCACAGCAGGAGCAGCGAGGAGCACUACACCUACACUAAUGUACCCUGGAAAUUAUACCUGAGGAAGGAGGUGUUCUACCCUAAGGAGAGCUUCAACAACCCCCUCAUACUGGAGCUCCUCUUCAGACAGAUUGUUCAUGAUACUUUCUCCGAGGCCUGCAUCCGCAUCAACCAGGAGGAGAGACAGAAGAUGAAAGAUUUUUUCGCUGAGAAAAAUGUCGACCAGGCUGUGGGAACGCAGGACGAAGAGGUGAAGAAGAAAGCCAUCACUAUGGCGAAGGACUCCUGGGAUAUCUACUUCUCCCGCCUCUUCCCCGCAUCGGGCAGUGUGGGGACUGGGGUACAGGUGUUGUCGGUGUCCCACCGAGGCAUCAAACUGCUGAAGAUGGUGCGGAGUGGCAGCGACGGUCCAGACUACUUCAGAAUACUGAGACCUUACAGCUACUCGGACAUCCUGUUUGUGUCAAUUCCCUCUAAGAACAUGCUGGAGAUCAACCUGACCAACGAGAAGCUGAUUCUAUUCUCGGCCAGGGCCCCGCAGAUCAAACACAUGACGGAUUACUUCCUGACCGAGCUUAAGAAGGACUCUGAGUAUGUAGUGGGGGUGAGGAACUUUAUCACAGAGGACAGAUCUCUGCUCAGCUUCCACAAGGGUGACAUCAUCAGGCUGCAGCACAUGGACGGCCUGGGUCCUGGUAAGUGUUACGGCUGCAUAGUGAGGAAGAAGGUGCUGCUGCUGGAGGAACUGAAGAGAGACACACCAGAGUUUGGCUGGCGUUUCGGGGCGGUGUAUGGCAGGUCGGGGGUCUUGCCCAGGGAGUUUGUGCGCCCGGUGGCUGCCCCCGACUUCCUGUUCCUCCCCCAAGAGCGGGCGGAGCCUCGCGACCGCCAGGGACGGGUGGCCGCCUCCGCCGCCAUCGCCAUGGCGAUGGGCUCAGCGGUCGCCGGCCACGAGCUCGACCGCUCCACAGAGAUGGUGAGUGAGACGUAUGGUGAUGCUGUGAACGAGGACCUUGACGAGAUGGCCGUCCAGAGCGGACAGUACUACCUGAGUGAGUUCGCCAGGAAGUACUUCAGAGAAGCACAGAAGAACAGGAGGGAACAGAAGAACAAGAAGGGAAAGGAGGGCAGAGACCCCGUUGACAUGGUGAAAUUCAACAAGUCUCCCCUCCAGGAGUCCCUGAUCGACUUCUCAGACAGAGGACUGAACAGGGUGGCAACCGACAUCUUUAUAGCCAUAAUGCGGUUCAUGGGAGACCACCCGAUCAAAGCUCUGACCGAACAGGAAUUAGUAGCCACUAUACUCAAGCUGAGUGGGGACCAUGGUCUGAUGAAGGACGAGGCGUACUGCCAGUUGAUGAAGCAGGUCACCGCCAACACUAGCAUUAAAGCAGACAGCUGUCAGAGGGGCUGGAGGUUGAUGUACAUCUCGACAGCGUUCCACCGCUGCUCUGACGUUCUGAAGCCCUACCUCCUCAGGUUCCUUCAGGACGCAUGCACUGGACCAGGGGUCCAGUUCCAAGGCAUCGCCAGUGCCUGUGAGCAGAAUUUAAGGAGGACUUUCCAAUAUGGCGGCCGCAUUGAGUUCCCCAACAGCAUGGAGUUAAAAGCCAUGCUGGCUGGGCGGAGCUCCAAGAGACAACUGUUCCUGCUGCCAGGGGGGAUCGAGAGGCACCUGAAAGUCAAGACUUGCUCUGUGGCUCUGGACGCUAUUGAGGAGCUCUGCUUUGAGAUGAGUCUACACAGGCCGGAGGCCAUUGAGGAGUACGCCAUAUUUGUAGUAACGCACAGAGGUCAGAACGUACGUCCGCUCCACAAGCGUGAGUACAUCCUGGACAUCGCCACUGAGGCAGAGCCGGUGGACGCCAACUACAGCCUGUGGUUCAGGAGGGUCAUCUGGGGCAUGGCUCUCAAGCUGGACAACGAGCUCUACGUCACCAUGCACUACAACCAGGUGCUGCCAGACUUCCUGAAGACCCUGAUGAGUGUGGUUCCCCAGGGGCAGGCCAGUGACCAGCAGCUGCAGCAGGUCUCCAGGCUGGCCGCGCUGCAGCACCGUGCCAAGGACACCGUCUACCUGCCCACUCUCCGUGAGGUACAGGAGUGUGUCCCCUCCCUGUUCUACAGUAAGCAGGGCUCCCAGCAUUGGCUGAACAUGAUCACCCAGCACAUGCAGCAGGUGCAGCCCCUCACCCCGCACCAGGCCCGCGCUCAGUUCUUAGGCCUCGUCAGUGCCUUCCCCAUGUUUGGCUCCGCCUUCUUCUACAUCCAGAGUUCUAGCUCCGCCUCCUUCCAAGCCCCUUGCAUCCUGGCUGUCAAUCAGGACGGACUGCACUUCCUCAACAAGGACACCCACGAAGCCAUGGUGAGGUUCCCCCUGAAGGAGGUGCAGUCCACACGCACCCAGCGGCCCACCGCAGGCUCCAGCUACCCCUAUGUGGACAUCACCAUAGGAGACCUGCUCAGCCAGCGCAUCACACAGCUCCAGCUGGAGCAGGGUCUAGAGCUUUGUCGAGUCAUCGCCAUGCACAUGGAGAACAUGCUGUCACUCAGAGAAAAGAGACUCACUCUUCCACCCAGUGAAAUCACCAUGCUAUAACUCACGCUCACACACACAAACACACACACAUGCGUGUGUAUGCACGCAUGCACGCACAAAGACACACACACACACUCACGCACACACUCUCUCACACUCACGCACACACUCUCUCACACCCACACACACACACACACACGCAAUCAAUGGACUUCAGCAAAUACCUUAAAGCUCCGGACAUUUUACCUACCUCUGCUGCAAAGAAAUGUAUAUUUUUUAGAUAUAUACUUUCAACCAUGUCUUCAUACAGUUGCCUUAUUGAUUUCAUGUCAUAUAAAUAUUACAAGAGGGGUGUGCAGUCAACUAUGG
Molecule: messenger RNA, 7164 nt
Organism: Gadus macrocephalus (Pacific cod)
Lineage: Eukaryota; Metazoa; Chordata; Actinopteri; Gadiformes; Gadidae
Gene: myo15aa
Product: myosin XVAa
Exons: 61
Coding region: 100-6855 (2251 amino acids)
Cellular component (GO): myosin complex; cytoskeleton
Molecular function (GO): ATP binding; protein binding; cytoskeletal motor activity
Source: RefSeq, a predicted model, not a curated record